UAUUCCAAGCAACUUAAGUACUCGAUCGGUGUAGAAAGAGAAGCUUAAUUAGGGUUGAUUUGGUGGAGAGAGAUUGAGGAUAUGGGUUUCCCGCAAAGGUUGCUGUUUAUAUUGGCAGCAAGUACCAUAUUGAGUGUAACGGGUUUGAAGCAUAACUAUGGAGAAGCUUUGUCAAAGAGCUUAUUGUUCUUUGAAGGACAGAGGUCUGGGAAAUUGCCACCAACACAGAGAAUGACUUGGAGGAAGGAUUCUGCGCUUCAAGAUGUCUAUAUAGUCCCUGCUGAUACUACUGUCUUACCUUUCCUUCGUAAUAAAGUUGACUUGGUUGGUGGUUACUACGAUGCUGGCGACAACGUGAAAUUCAACUUUCCAAUGGCAUUUUCAACAACCAUGCUUGCCUGGAGUGUGAUAGAGUUCGGAAAAUUCAUGGGUCCAGACCUUAAACAUGCGUUAGACGCUAUUCGUUGGGCCACAGAGUAUUUCCUCAAAGCCACAAGCAUCCCCGGUUUUGUGUUUGCACAAGUCGGUGACCCAUAUGCUGAUCACAAUUGCUGGGAGAGACCUGAAGACAUGGACACCCCCAGAACAGCCUUUGCCGUUAGCAGAGACUUCCCUGGCUCUGAAGUUUCAGCAGAGAUAGCAGCUGCACUUGCAGCCUCCUCAAUUGUAUAUAGGAAGUAUCAUUUAGGUUACUCUACAAGACUUCUCCAAAGGGCUAUAAAGGUUUUUGAUUUUGCAGAUAAGUACAGAGGAUCAUACAAUGACAGCCUCGGACCGUGGGUAUGCCCAUUCUAUUGUGAUUUUAGUGGCUACCAGGACGAAUUGGUGUGGGGAGCAGCAUGGUUGUUCAAGGCUACUAAACGCCCUUACUACGCAGAUUACAUUGACAAAAACAUUCAUAAUCUGAAAAACUUUGCUGAAUUUGGAUGGGACUCAAAGGAUGCUGGCAUCAACGUGCUCGUGUCUAAGCUUCUAAUUAAUAGUAGCUCUAAUUCUAAGCCUUUCAUCCUCAACAAUGCUGACAAGUUUGUCUGUUCUGUGCUACCUGAAUCACCUUCAGUAUUGGUCUCAUACUCUUCAGGUGGGCUUCUAUUCAAGCCUGGAGGGAGUAACUUGCAGCAUGCAACAGCAAUCUCAUUUCUGUUUCUGGUUUAUGCUGGCUAUUUGAAACAGACAAAUAAAGAGAUUGACUGUGGGGGUAAAGUUUUUGCUUCUCCAAAGCGACUCAAACAAAUAGCAAGAGGCCAGGUGGAUUACAUACUAGGAAGCAAUCCAGCGAAUAUGUCUUACAUGGUAGGAUACGGAGCAAAAUAUCCUGAAAGAAUACAUCAUCGUGCGUCGUCAUUGCCAUCCGUGGAUGAGCACCGCGGCCACAUUGGUUGCAAAGGAGGAUCAUUUUAUUUUGACAACCAAAAUGCAAACCCCAACUUGCUUGUCGGAGCUGUUGUGGGAGGACCAGAUAUGAAGGAUUCAUACGCAGAUUCUCGAGCAGAUUUUGUACACUCUGAACCUACAACAUACAUCAAUGCACCUCUUGUGGGUGUUUUGGCAUACUUCAAUUCACAUCCAUCCUAGAGUAGAAACUUUCGGAAUUUUGAUUUUAUGUAACAUCUGUAUAUAUGACAAAAUCUUAUUUUAUAUUUUAUAAUUGAUAUAA
Messenger RNA from Glycine soja, 1657 nucleotides. Its product is annotated as endoglucanase 8-like. Lineage: Eukaryota; Viridiplantae; Streptophyta; Magnoliopsida; Fabales; Fabaceae. Gene Ontology annotation, biological process: carbohydrate metabolic process. The transcript has 7 exons. Gene Ontology annotation, molecular function: hydrolase activity, hydrolyzing O-glycosyl compounds. The record is from RefSeq and is a predicted model, not a curated record. The coding region runs from base 82 to 1575 and encodes 497 amino acids.